AUGGCAGAUAUAAAUUCAGAAUCAUUUUCAGCAUUAAACUUUUGGAAAUCAGUUGAGAAAAAAAAUAUUUCAACCAAUUUUGGGAGUAAACAACAAGUUGUAGCACCUAAAAAAAAGAUUCAACCUAUACCAUUAUUAGCACCAGCACCUCCACCACCACCAGAAGAUUUAAUUAAAGAUGCUACAACUAAAGGUGAAUGGGACGAACAAAAUGUAACUGAAGCUUUUGGAUUUUGGAAACAAAAAGCAGUUCAAUUACAAGUAGAAACAGAAAGAUAUAAUGCAAGACGUAGUGCAAGACAAACAAUAGAUCUCACAAAUAUUUUAAGAAAAUCGACAAGUAGUGAUCUUUUAUUAAAACCACCAACUACUCCAACAGCAUCCCAUUUAGAUUCAAUUACACCAUCAGAUUCCUCUUCCCCAACCUCACCAAAAGAAUCUUUAUCACCAUCCAUUUCUUCACCACCAGUCACCGCUGAAGAUUUUGGCACAAAAAUAACCACCACAACCACAACCACCACUACCCAUACAGUUAAUGAUAAUAACGUUAAAGUUGAAACUACAAUUACUAAUACAACAGCAAAUGUAAUUUUACCAAAUUCUAUUUCCACAUCAACUACCAAUGAAUCAUUACAAGCCAAUCAAUUAGAAAUUAAAUUUGGUGGUGAAACUAUUGCAGUUGUCGAUGAUUUUGAUAAACAAACUCCAAGAGAUUACAGAAGAUCAAGAAGCAUCAGUUGUGAAAUUAUCCCAAAGAUUAACAGCAGUGGUGGUAUUCAAUCAUCACCACAACCACAAGUUAGCUCCAUAUCACAACCACAACAACAUCAAGAGCAACCAAUUAAAGAUGAUGAAUCUGAUUCAUCAGAAGAGGAAUCAUCAUCAUCAGAUGAAGAGUCAGAUGAAAUCGAGUCAGAUGAAGAAUCUGGUGAGUUAGAGGUCGAUGUUUCUACCCCAAGAAAUGAUGCCGUUGGUAGUGGUGACGAAUCUACUCCAGUUGUAUCAAGUACAAGUAGCACUACAGUUGUUCAACAAGAAUCAUUAUCACCAGAUCAAGCUUCAAAUACCACUCUUAUGGCCACUACCACAACCACUACCAAAGUUGAGUCUACUUCAUUAGCCGAUAAUAGUACCACAACUAAUACAACUAAUAUUACAAGUGGUAGUGUUGCUACUCAACAAACACCAGUUACAGUUUCCAACCAACAUGCCACAGCUCCAUCAUCCCCAUCUUCACAACGUGCUUCAGUCCAAGCUACUAAUACUGCACCAGCAAGUAUUACAUCAUCAAACUCUUCAUCCUCUGAAAAGUUAAAUAGACCAACUGGAAAGAAAGAUCCAGCCAAAAAGUCAAUUGGUGCCACUUUAACUAGAACCGUUACUAAAACUUUUAUUAGGGAUUCAAAAGAAAACAAUAAAGUACCUUCAACAGGUGCAUCAUCAGCUAGCGGCACACCAAAGAAGGAAAAAGCUAAACUUACAAAAUCAGAAAAAGAUCGUAUAAAACAAGAAAAAUCAGCACAAAAGAAAAAGGAUAAGGAAGAAAAGAAACAACAAAAAACAAAUAAAAAACAAUUAACUAAAAAUUUAUCAUCAACUGAUAUCAAAAAAGGUGUACCAGAAUAUUCACCAUAUAGAAUUUAUGGAGUCAAGUUAACACAAUUAGUUUUAUCAAAUGACGGUGAUUUACCAGCAAUUCUUACACAAACUAUUACAGUUUUAUCAAACUCAAAUAAUUUAGAUGUUAAUGCUAUUUUCAGCGGUGCAGAAAAUGAACCAGCAGUUAAAGAAUACAGAAGAAAAUCAGAUUUCGAUAGAGUUGAUUUCUCAAUUAUUAAUGACCCAAGAAUUGUUGCAGGUUUAUUAAUUUUAUUCUUUGCAGAAUUACCACAACCACUUUUCAAUAGUAAAUUCUUUAAUGAUUUAGUCGAAGUCCACGACAUCACAAAUCAACAAGUUAAGUUGAAUGAUAUCAAGUAUUUAAUCAAUUCCCUCUCACAACUUCGUCGUUCAUUAUUACAAAUUUUGGUCACCUUUUUCACUUCAAAAUAUAUCAAUAAUAACCCAGUUGUUAAUCGUGCUCAAGCUAUUUCAACCAUUGCCGCUGCUUUUGGACCACAAUUCUUCCGUUCAACAGAUCCAAAAUUAAAGAACCAAUUUAAAUCAAUCAGUGAAGAAACUCUUCGUUUAAUCAUUGACAACUAUGUAUUUUUAUUUGAAAAAACCAACGAACCAGAUAUUAAAUAUAAGAAUUCUGAUGGUAAAAUGAUUAUCUCGGAAGGUUCAAUUGACAAACUCAUCGAAAAAGCUACAGAUUACUACUAUCCAUACAAUGAAAAGUAUUUCUCACUCACAUUCUUCAUCACCCAUCUCUAUUUCAUCCAACCAUCAGAAUUGGUAGAUAAAUUAAUUGCUUUAUACAAAGAGAACCACGAUACCGAAACUAAAAAGAAAUGGAAAAAGCAACGUUCAUCCAAGAAAGCCAACUGUAUUAGUGAAGCUGUUAAACUUUGGGUAGAUUAUUGCUACAAAGAAAUGAGAGAAGAUAAAGAGUUAUCAAAGAAAAUCUUAAAGGGUUUCCCACAUCUCGAAUCUCAAUUAAGCUCACGUCUUAAUCACAAGUCAACUCUUGACUUUUUAAGAUUAAAACGUCCACACAAUAGAACUCGUUCUGCUUCAUUCUCUGAAACCUUCCUUUCUGCUGGUAGCAAAGAUCAAUUAAGUGCUGUGGAAAUAGCUGAACAAUGUACUUUAGUCGACUAUGAUCUCUUUACUAAUGUUCGUCUUUCAGAUUGGGUUCGUCUCAUGCAAGGUAGUGUCGAUCCUUCAACUGCUCCAUCAUUAUCACAAGCCUUAAAGAAAUCAACCAUUUGGACUCAAUGGGCCAUGGGUGAAAUUCUUUCAACAGAAGAUAAGAAUCAAAGAGUUGCUAUUAUCAAUCUUUUAGUCGAUGUCGCUCUUAAUUGUAAAGAUUUAGCAAACUUUAAUACUGCCAUUAGUAUUCACAAUGCUCUUACUAAUCAUCAUAUUAAACGUUUAACUCAAACAUGGGACGCUGUACCAAAAGAAACCCUCAACAAAAUUCAACAACUUGAACAAUCAUUAACUCUUUGGUUGAAACCAGAGUCACACAAUCCAUUUGCCGCCAUUUGCCAAUCAAUCAACAGUGCAUGUGUACCACAUUUCUCUAUUCUUCGUACCAUCCUCUCACAAAUUGACCAAAAGACACCAACUACAAUCGAUGAUGGCAAUGGUAAUGAAUUCAUCAAUGUCGAAAAACUUCGUUCAAUCUUUAGCAUUGUUGUUGAAAUUCAACGUCUUCAAACCCAACGUAAUUAUACAAUGAAACCAACCAAGCUUUUCAUUCAACUCCAAGAUAUCACUACUGUUUCAUUGGAUGAGUUAGCCGAUCUUUCACUAAAAUGUGAACCACCAGUUUCAAAAGCUAAGAAAUAUAAUGCACCAGAAACCGUUGAUGAAGAUUGGAGAAUUAAAAUUUCAAAGACAUUUAACAAAACAUUGAUUACAAGUUCAGUUGGUAUUGAUUUACCACGUUUAGCAAGUUCAUUCACAUUCAAAUCUGCCGAUGGCAUCGAUAAUCCAAUUAACCAUGGUAAUAAGAUUCAAGAUAUCUUUAAUGUUUUACUUUCAUUAGCCAAAAUUCAAGAUCAAGAUUCAAAUAUUGACGAUGCAACACCACUCUUAGAAGAUAGCGUUAAAGAGAAAUUCUCGCAAUACAUUCCAAUGUCGACCGACCCAGAUUCAGAUUUCAAGAGAGAGCUAUUAAAAUUCUUAGAUGAAGUUUGUGGCUCUGAUAAUAGUAAAUUGGUUAGAAUUCUUAAAUGUUGUAAUCAAGCUAUUAUCGCACCAGUUAUUAUCGAAAUCACUUUGAACAUUGCAAAAGGAAUACCCUUCAUGGAUGCUGGUGGUUGGAGAAUUUUAAUUUCACAAUAUAUAAAUAAUAAUAACAACAAUGUAACACUAGAAAAUGAAAAUGAUAAAAAAGAUGUUUCAAAAGAAGACUCAUCAUCAGAAAGCAAGCAACAACAAUUAUUUAUUAGACAUUAUAAAAAACAAAGAUCAAGAUCAGCUCAAUCAAAAGACUUUUUCGAAUUUGAAUGGUUCAUUCAAUUAAAUUUAGAUCAAGAAUGUAAAAAUAUUAAAUCUUUUGAUUUGAAGAUAUCCUCUUUGGUUUUCUCCACAGAUACAACUCCUUCAAUACGUGAUUCUCUUUUAGAAUCUUUCAAAAAUUAUUUAUUAUCUCCAGAUUGUGUUCAAUAUAUAAACUUUAAUGACAAC
Dictyostelium purpureum is the source of this 4299-nucleotide messenger RNA. RefSeq lists its product as uncharacterized. Gene Ontology annotation, cellular component: plasma membrane. The transcript is spliced from 2 exons. Gene Ontology annotation, biological process: Ras protein signal transduction; positive regulation of GTPase activity. The annotation marks the transcript as partial. NCBI's taxonomy places the organism in Eukaryota, Evosea, Eumycetozoa, Dictyosteliales, Dictyosteliaceae. Gene Ontology annotation, molecular function: guanyl-nucleotide exchange factor activity. The record is from RefSeq and is a predicted model, not a curated record.